Molecule: messenger RNA, 657 nt
Organism: Dufourea novaeangliae
Lineage: Eukaryota; Metazoa; Arthropoda; Insecta; Hymenoptera; Halictidae
Gene: Pa1
Product: PAXIP1-associated glutamate-rich protein 1
Exons: 3
Coding region: 188-637 (149 amino acids)
Source: RefSeq, a predicted model, not a curated record
UCCCUCGGAGCACCUCAGAGGGAGGAAGCGUUUUUACCAGUUUUUACAAGAUUGCGUCCAAUUGCGUCGCGUUGUUGGUAGCAGUUGUGUGGUAGUGUCGGCGGAACGCGUUCGUCGGAAAUAUUUUAGCUGAUUCAAGCUGAUUUCAGCACUUGGCGGCAAUUGCAGGCAAUUGGGGAUAACAACGAUGGAUCGCAGCGAGGAAGAAUGGUCGGUAGAUUGUUCAGACGACGAAAAGUACGAAACUGAUGGAAAAAACGAAUGGAGUCUGAAACCCAACGACAUAUUAACACUGAUCGAAGCUCUCGAAGCUAACAACAGAGUUUUGGAUCUAGAGUGGAAAUGUCCAGGUAGGAGAGGUCCUUCUCCCAUUCUUUCAAACAAUCGACAACUGGAUAGUGGCUCGCAGGAAUACAAAACGGAAGAAAAGUCUGAUUUCGAUUUCAUGGAUGAAAUGUCGUCACCGCGAUUGCCAGUUCGAAGAAUAGGUGAAAGUACUCCAAAGGGGAGUGCUAAGAAAAAGACUGCCAGCUUUAAUGGUGUACUUUCUACAAUGUUACGGCAUCGUAGAUUGGAACAGCAAGAAAUUAAUCUUAGUCCAACAAAAAACGAAUCUUCUGCCGCAUCCAAGACGUAACGAAUAAGUUUAUCGUAAGC